Molecule: messenger RNA, 1878 nt
Organism: Brassica oleracea var. oleracea
Lineage: Eukaryota; Viridiplantae; Streptophyta; Magnoliopsida; Brassicales; Brassicaceae
Exons: 3
Molecular function (GO): zinc ion binding; nucleic acid binding
Source: RefSeq, a predicted model, not a curated record
UUCAUUCCAACAAAGUGGUAUCAGAGCCACAAGUUCCUUUUGAAGAUGGCAAAUAAUGGUGUUCCCUUCCAAGUUCCAUUGCUCACUAAGAGCAACUAUGACAAUUGGAGUCUUAGGAUGAUGGCUAUCUUAGGAGCACAUGAUGUGUGGGAGAUAGUCGAGAAAGGCUUCGUUGAACCGGAGAAUGAUGGUGGUUUAUCUCAAACACAAAAGGAUGGUUUGAGAGAUUCAAGGAAGAGAGACAAGAAGGCUCUCUGUCUAAUCCAUCAAGGAUUAGAUGAAGAUACAUUUGAGAAGGUUGCUGGAGCAAAGACAUCCAAAGAAGCAUGGGAGAAGCUUCGGACAUCUUACAAGGGAGCGGAACAAGUUAAGAAGGUACGUCUUCAAACUCUAAGAGGAGAAUUUGAAGCAUUACAAAUGAAGGAAGGAGAACUCAUCUCAGAUUACUUCUCAAGAGUAUUGACGGUUACUAAUAACCUAAAAAGAAAUGGUGAGAAGUUAGAUGAGGUGAGAAUCAUGGAGAAAGUUCUUAGAUCAUUGGAUUCAAAAUUCGAGCAUAUCGUCACCAUUAUUGAAGAGACAAAAGACUUGGAGACUAUGACAAUGGAGCAACUUCUUGGAUCACUACAAGCUUAUGAAGAAAAGAAGAAGAAGAAAGAAGAUAUUGUGGAGCAAGUUCUCAAGAUGAGAAUUGAUCACAAGGAAGAAAGUGGCCGAAGCAAUCUAAGACGUGGUGGCGGUCAUUUCCGAGGACGAGGUUGUGGUGUAAAUGGACGAGGUUGGAGACCAUAUGAAGACAACUUCAACCAAAGAGGAGAGAAUUCAUCAAGAGGUCGUGGAAGAGGAAACCCAAAAUCAAGGUACGAUAAAUCAAGCAUCAAAUGCUAUAGUUGUGGAAAAUUUGGACAUUAUGCUUCUGAGUGCAAAACUCCAAACAAGAAUAGAGUUGAAGAGAAGUCCAACUAUGUUGAAGAAAGGAGUAAAGAAGAAGAUAUGCUAUUGAUGGCUUACAAGAAGGAUGAACCAAAUGAGGUUCACAAGUGGUACCUUGAUAGUGGUGCAAGCAACCACAUGUGUGGAAAUAAAAGCAUGUUCGUGGAGCUUGAUGAAUCGGUCAAUAUGGCUUUGGGAGAUGAAUCGAAGAUGGAGGUGAAAGGUAAAGGAAAUAUUCUCAUCCGCUUGAAGAAUGGAGAUCAUCAAUUCAUUUCCAACGUUUACUACAUUCCAAGCAUGAAGACCAACAUCAAGACAAUCAUUAGUCGGAAUGUCAUCUUUGAUGAAGAAGGAGAAUGGGAUUGGAGAUCAAAUAAUGAAGACUACAACUUCUUUCCAUCCUUUGAAGAAGAGAAUGUGGAUCAACCGAGAGAAGAGCCAGCUACACCACCAACUUCCCCAACAACAAGUUCUCAAGGAGAUGAAAGCUCAAGUGAAAGGACUCCACGUUUUAGAAGUCUACAAGACAUCUACGAGGUAACCGAAAAUCAAGACAAUCUUACUCUAUUUUGUCUAUUUGCGGAUUGCGAGCCUAUGAACUUUGAAGAAGCCCAAGAAAAGAAGUCAUGGAGAAGUGCAAUGGAUGAGGAAAUCAAGUCGAUUCAAAAGAAUGAUACAUGGGAGUUAGCUUCACUUCCAAAUGGACACAAGGCAAUUGGUGUGAAGUGGGUGUACAAGGCAAAGAAGAACUCUAAAGGAGAAGUUGAAAGGUACAAGGCAAGAUUGGUGGAAAAAGGCUAUAGUCAAAAAGCCGGGAUCGACUAUGAUGAGUGUCGGAAGGAAAUGAAUGAGAAUAAGAUCAAAGAUCGAAGCAUUCAUGAUCGUGAGGGCUCUUAUACCAUAUCAAGAUUCAGUGAGUUUGAAGGCGAGGAAGAUGAAAUAUAG